This is a messenger RNA of Cyclopterus lumpus (lumpfish), 3172 nucleotides long. It is a transcript of the gene pak5, whose product is annotated as p21 protein (Cdc42/Rac)-activated kinase 7. Bases 60 to 2288 code for a protein of 742 amino acids. Gene Ontology annotation, biological process: cytoskeleton organization; protein phosphorylation; regulation of MAPK cascade. The record is from RefSeq and is a predicted model, not a curated record. Lineage: Eukaryota; Metazoa; Chordata; Actinopteri; Perciformes; Cyclopteridae. The transcript is spliced from 11 exons. Gene Ontology annotation, molecular function: protein serine/threonine kinase activity; ATP binding. Gene Ontology annotation, cellular component: cytoplasm.
ACCACAACGACGCGUCCCGGGCUCGUGAAGCUCUUCCCGGUUUGCCAGGGUUUUCCAGCAUGUUCGGGAAGAAGAAGAAACGGCUGGAGAUCUCCGCCCCGUCUAACUUUGAGCACCGGGUCCACACGGGGUUCGACCAGCGGGAGCAGAAGUUCACCGGGCUGCCUCAGCAAUGGCAGAGCCUCCUGGCGGACACCGCCAACCGCCCCAAACCCAUGGUGGACCCCUCCUACAUCACCCCCAUCCAGCUGGCACCAAUGAAGACCAUUGUUCGAGGGAACCGGCCGCCCAAAGACGCUUCCAUCAACGGCCUUCUGGAGGAUUUUGACAACAUCUCAGUCACGCGCUCCAACUCCCUGCGUAAGGAGAGCCCGCCGGGCCCCCACCAGGCUGGAAGCGGCUCCAAACCCUCCGGCAGCGGUCACCCCAACGCCCCGGAGGAGAACGGAUUCAGCCAUUACUAUUCCCGCUACUCCUGUGACCUAGACACCUCCAGCAGGGACUUUUCUCUCGACACCAGCAAGCCGAGCUUCUCCGUAGAUGGGGACUGGGCGGUCGGGAGGCACUAUCGGUUCACCAAGCAGAAUGGUCACUCGUACCCCAUUCGCAGCCCUUUCUACCCGGACGCCAUGCCCCAGAAAUCUGAGUACGGCAAGCUUCCCCCGGACUACCACACCUACCUGGAGAGCAAAGGGCGCUCGGCCGACGAGGUGGCCUCCACGGUGGGGAGCGGCGUGGGCUCCAGCGGCUACUACCGGGCGUCCGUCGGCGGCUCGUCCAGCCAGGACUACCGGGACACUUCUGUGGGCACGCCGUCCCGCGCCUCGCUGCACAGCGAGCAGAUCAACUACCCGGACAGCGAGUGGAGCUACGGCGGCCUGCGGGACGAAUACGAAAAGCGGCCCAAGAGUUCCUACGUGGCGCAGACCAGCCCCACGCCGGCCAUACGGCAGCGGUCUCGCUCGGGCUCCGGGCUGCAGGAGCCGAACGUCCCUUACGCAGCCAGCGGGGCUUUCAAGAACCCGCCGCAGGCCCACCCGUACAGCUCCUACACCUACCCUCGCCUCUCGGAGAGCCUCGCUAACUCACAGACCUUAACCAAGGGCGACUACGAGCGUCCUGCCCGCGACGGCAGCCCCCAGGUCGCGGGGGGCGACACCUACCCCCGAGGGCCUCUCAAGCAGCCUCAGAGCCACAUCAAGCCGCCGGGCUACCCCCCGGCACACCUGCCCUACCCUCCCGUCUUCCACCAUUACAAACCUUCACCCUACCACCACCCCCCAUCCCAGCCCAGCCCACCGUACACCCCGCAGGGCGCCUACUCGCAGCCUUCGUCACCCUACAUCCCCCCGGGGGCCUACCCGCCUCCUUCCUGGGGGUCCAGCUCGGACACUCAACCCUCCAGAGUCUCUCACGAGCAAUUCAGAGCCGCGCUCCAACUGGUGGUCAACCCAGGCGACCCUCGCGAGUACCUGGACAGCUUUAUAAAAAUCGGCGAGGGCUCCACGGGCAUCGUGUGCAUCGCCAGCGAGAAACACAGCGGCAAGCAGGUGGCCGUGAAGAAGAUGGACCUCAGGAAACAGCAGAGGAGAGAGCUGCUCUUCAACGAGGUGGUGAUCAUGAGGGACUACCAUCACGAGAACGUGGUGGACAUGUACAACAGCUACCUGGUGGGAGACGAGCUGUGGGUUGUCAUGGAGUUUCUCGAGGGCGGGGCUCUCACCGACAUUGUGACUCACACCAGGAUGAACGAGGAGCAGAUCGCCACGGUGUGCCUGUCGGUGCUGAGGGCUCUGUCCUACCUGCACACGCAGGGCGUCAUCCACCGCGACAUCAAGAGCGACUCCAUCCUCCUGACCAGCGACGGCAGGAUCAAGCUGUCGGACUUCGGCUUCUGCGCCCAAGUUUCCAAAGAGGUGCCCAAGAGGAAGUCGCUCGUGGGCACGCCCUACUGGAUGGCACCGGAGGUCAUCUCUAGACUACCUUACGGGACCGAGGUGGAUAUCUGGUCUUUGGGCAUCAUGGUGAUCGAGAUGGUGGACGGAGAGCCACCUUACUUCAACGAACCCCCUCUGCAGGCCAUGAGGAGGAUACGAGACAACCUGCCGCCCCGGCUAAAAGAGUCGCACAAGGUGUCCUCGGUGCUGCGGUCCUUCCUGGACCUGAUGCUGGUGAGGGAGCCCUCGCAGAGAGCCACUGCCCAGGAGCUCCUCCAGCACCCCUUCCUCAAGCUCUCUGGACCCCCGUCCUGCAUCGUGCCCCUCAUGAGACACUAUCGCCACCGCUGACCCGCUGGCCUCCGAAAAAAACCUGCCCAACAAAAAACAACAACAACAACAACCACCCACACAUACACACUCACCCAGCCGAAGCCACUAACACUCACACCUGUAACCGUGAAGUAGAUUAGCUAGAGGAAUAUCUAAGAAAUUACACUUAAAAAAAAUACAAACAAAGGAAAAGAAAGAAGAAAAGAAAAAAACAUUUUUAAAAACUGUGGACUUCGGAGGAUCUCACUAGUCGUCCAGUAGAAACGUGUGGGCUGGCUCGCCUCGUCUUCUCUCUUCCCAGACUGCGAGUCCUCGGCUCCCGCGUGGGGUCGUCGUAGCCGUCGGCGAGCGCUCCCCGGAGGGGUGCGGCGGAGGAAAGACCUCCCGGGGUGCCGGCGGCGUCUCCAGACCAGAGCGGCAGAGGCCAGAACCAAUCAGCUGACCGGUCCCCGACUGGCGGGCGGCCAGCCGGUCCAUCAGAGACGAGCUCUCUCUCUCUCUCUCGUAUCUCUUUCUCUUCUCACACACUAACAGUGAAAAUGUAUUUUAGAGAAACUUGUAAGUUUUUCUGUACAGUUUUGAUAAUUUGCAGUAUUUUAACCGUGUCGUAAACCAUUGUGAUAUGAGCAGUAUUAAAUAGAGUUUCUGCAGAGAUCUUUCCUACUGUUUAUAAUCCAGUUUUUUGCUUAAAGAUAUAAAGAGAUAUUCCCAAAUAAACCCACCUAAACCUAACUGUUACUAAAAAAGAAAAAAAAAAAUACUAAAUAUAUUUAUUAUCUUACAUUUGUAGACAGAACUUCCAUUAAAUGUUGGAGAAAAAAAAAAAGGGUAAUGUCAGAAUUUUGUAUGACGUUUUAAAAAGUAUUUAUUUAUUUAUUGGAAUAGAAGGAUUCUUUUUUUUU